AUGAGUACCAGUGUCAACAUCCAACAACUAAAACCAGAAGAGCAUGUUACGAUAGUUGAAAGUCAAGGUCAACCAGAAAUUCAAUAUGGUAACUGUUGCACUAAAGGUAUUUCCUUCAUUCAAAACGGGAUCUACACAUUUUUCAGUGAGCAUAAUGCAGUGCUGUGGCGAGUGUUCUGGUUCAAAGUGGGCGUGUUGUUUUUCAUUUAUUUCGGUUUCGCCAUGUACACACGGUUUGGUGACGAAGGCUCCCUACGACUGCUCGUGUGCACCGUGUUUGGGGUGUUUGUGCUUGUCGUACAUUUUACCUGGAGAUGGACUGGAAGACCUUUUAUUUGGCUUGGUGAGGCUCUAUCAAGCCGGCAGAACAAACGGAAAGUCCAGAUCUUACGCUGGAUUAUGUACUUGGUGUCUGCAGUAAUAAGUAUAGUGGUGCUUAUCAAAGAGGUGGCACUGGAGACUCCGGAAAAUCUGAUAUCGCUGGCUGGAUUGGCUGCUUUCAUCCUGGUCUCCUACAUCAUUUCAACGAAUCCAUCUAGGGUCAACUGGCAUCCAGUGUAUUGGGGAAUUAUAGUGCAGUUUUUCUUUGCCCUCGUCAUUCUCAGAACGUCUGGGGGCUAUGUAGCUUUCAAAUGGAUGGCUGACAGAGUUAAAGAAUUCCUUGCACAUACCAACGCUGGCUCUGUAUUCGUUUUUGAUAAUCCAAGUGCUCACUUUUUCGCCUUCUCGCUGAUGCCAGUGGUGACUUUCUUCAGUGCUGUUAUCUCUAUCCUGUACUAUCUCGGCGUCAUGCAGGCGAUCGUCGGCGUGAUCGGAAGAUUUCUCGGAUUCUGUCUCGGAACGACGCCGGUCGAAUCUUUAACUGCAGCUGGAAACAUAUUUAUAGGAAUGGUGGAAGCUCCGCUCAUGAUCCGACCGUUCCUGAAUAAAAUGACGAUCUCUGAGCUACACGCCAUGAUGACCGGGGGGUUCGCCACCAUCGCCGGGGGCGUGCUUGGCGCUUACAUCGGUUUUGGGAUUCCCGCUAAUCACCUAUUAUCGGCGUCAGUGAUGUCGGCUCCAGCAGCUCUUGCCAUGUCAAAAUUAAUGUGUCCAGAAACGGAGGAACCAAUGAUAUCAGAUCAGGACUACGGGAAAAUAGAAGUCAGUUCAGAAAGAAACCUGAUUGACGCCAUAGCGACAGGGGCGACAGCUUCGAUAAAACUAAUCGCUAACAUUAUCGUAAACUUGAUCGCAUUUCUGGCUCUACUGGCGUUUGUAAACGCGACGUUGACGUGGUUUGGUGACAGAGUUGAUGUCCAUAAUCUUACAUUUGAGCUGAUAUGUUCCUACGUUCUGUAUCCUGUGGCUCUUGCUAUGGGCACAUAUCCACAAGAUUGUCGGCGGAUCGCUCAGCUUGUAGGGGUCAAAACGUUCACCAAUGAAUUCAUCGCUUACCAACGCCUGAAGGACUUGCUUGAAAACAAGAAACUGUGGCUAAACUACACACAGGUUUACAACAGCUCUUCUGAUUGGCUGUGGCGUGACCAGGAUGCCUUUCUUGUGAGAACAAACGUAACACUGGUUGGAGGAUUUUUAUCGACACGUUCCGAGGUGAUCGCUACAUACGCCUUGUGUGGAUUUGCCAAUAUCGGCUCUGUAGGAAUUUUACUAGGAGGGUUGUCUGCUCUUGCCCCGAAAAGGAAGCCGGAAAUGUCGAGGAUCAUUUUGAGAGCCAUGAUUGCCGGCAACAUUGCUUGUUUUAUGACGGCGUGCGUUGCAGGAUUGUUUUACCGGGAAUUUAAAGAUGAAGCGUAUAAAGUUUCCUAACGUUUUUCUCAAAUGAAAAACCAUUGAAUGAUAAAGUGAAGUUCGCCAUCAUCAACAUAUAGAUAGAUAGAUAGAUAGAUAGAUAGAUAGAUAGAUAGAUAGAUAGAUAGAUAGAUAGAUAGAUA
Messenger RNA from Gigantopelta aegis, 1934 nucleotides. RefSeq names its product solute carrier family 28 member 3-like. The record is from RefSeq and is a predicted model, not a curated record. Gene Ontology annotation, molecular function: nucleoside:sodium symporter activity. Gene Ontology annotation, biological process: nucleoside transmembrane transport. The coding region runs from base 1 to 1809 and encodes 602 amino acids. The transcript is spliced from 10 exons. Gene Ontology annotation, cellular component: membrane. NCBI's taxonomy places the organism in Eukaryota, Metazoa, Mollusca, Gastropoda, Neomphalida, Peltospiridae.